AUGGCGGCGGGCGGCGUGGAGGAGCCGCGGCGGCGGCUGGGGCGGCUCUCGGCCCUCUCGGUGUACCGCCGGGCGGCGGGGGCCGGGCGGCUGGAGCGGCGGGGAAGCUGCUGCCGCAGACGCCGCCGACGCCGCUGCGGGACGCCGCUGCCCGCGGGCGGCAAGUGGGCCGAGGCGCGGCCCCGGGGCGGCCCGCAACCGGAGGCCCCGCCGCCGGGCGCCGCCGCCGGGACCCCCCGCCACAGCGCGGAGCGGGCCGAGGCGCGGCCCCGGGGCGGCCCGCGACCGGAGGCCCCGCCGCCGGGCGCCGCCGCCGGGUCGUCCCCCGACAGCGCGGAGCGGGCCGAGGCGCGGCCCCGGGGCGGCCCGCAACCGGAGGCCCCGCCGCCGGGCGCCGCCGCCGGGUCGUCCCCCGACAGCGCGGAGCGGGCCGAGACGCCGGGCGGCAGCCCCGAGGCGGGAGAGGGAGGCGGCGGCGUGGCGGGGCUGCUGCGGCGGCUGGGACGGCUGGAGGACAGCCGGCAGCGGGCGGCCGAGCUGUUCCGGUGGCUGGUGGCCCCGGUGGCACCGGGCUUGUUCCUGGGGCGGCACUGGGAGCGGGCACCGCUGCUGGUGCGGCGGGGCGACCCCGGGUACUACGCGGGGCUCUUCUCCACGGCUGACUUCGAGGCCGCCCUGCGAGGCGGCGAGGUGUGCUUUGGGACCCACCUGGACGUGACCAGCUACGCCGAGGGGGUGCGGGAGACACACAACCCCUCCGGCCGGGCCCUGCCUGCCGUCGUCUGGGACUUCUACCAGAACGGCUGCUCCCUGCGGCUACUCAACCCCCAGGCCUUCUCGCCCACCGUCUGGCACUUCCUCUCCAUCCUGCAGGAGCAUUUCGGCAGCAUGGCGGGGGCCAACACGUACCUCACGCCUCCGGGGACACAGGGCUUUGCCCCCCACUACGAUGACAUCGAGGCCUUUGUGCUGCAGCUGGAGGGGAAGAAGCACUGGCGUGUCUACAGCCCCCGGACAGACGCCGAGGUGCUGCCCCAGUUCUCCAGCGUAAACCUGACGCAGGCUGAGCUCGGCGAGCCCAUGCUGGAGACGGUGCUGGAGGCCGGGGACAUGCUGUACUUCCCCCGCGGCUUUAUCCACCAAGGCAACUGUCUCCCUGACGCGCACUCACUCCACAUCACCGUGUCUUCCUACCAGAGGAACUCCUGGGGGGAUCUCCUGGAGAAGCUCCUCCCUGCUGCCCUGCAGAUGGCCCUGGAGGAGGACGUGGAGUACCGGCAAGGGCUUCCCAUGGACUACCUGGGGUACAUGGGGGUCGCUAACUCGGACACGCUCGACGUUCGCCGGAUGGCCUUUGUGGAGAAGGUGCAGGGCCUGAUAAAGAAGCUCGUUGACUAUGCGCCCAUUGAUGCUGCUGUGGAUCAGAGAGCCAAGUCAUUUCUUCAUGACUGUCUCCCCCCAGUGCUUACGCAGAGUGAAAAGGCACAGAGUGUGUACGGCUUCCCAGCCCGGUGGCAGGAUGGGGGCCCCUGCGAUGUCGAUAUACAGAUAACAAAAGACACAGAAGUACGUCUCCUCCGCCAUGGCAUCGUUAGAUUGUGUAAUGAAGAAGCUGGUGUGAUGCUAUAUUACACAACAGAAAACUCGAGAGUGUAUCACAAGGAGGAACCCAAGUUCCUUGAGAUGGAUCCUGAGUAUACCGACAGUAUCGAAUUUCUCCUGUCUUCCUAUCCAAACCAUGUCAGUGUGGAUAACCUUCCGUGUGAAACCUUGGAGGACAAGAUUUCUCUAGCCACGCUCCUGUUUGAGAAGGGCAUUCUGACUACGAAGAAGCCUCUGGUGCCAGUGUAACUCUUUGUUUUUUAACAAAAUAAACACAUUUGUUUAGAAA
Messenger RNA from Tyto alba (common barn owl), 1891 nucleotides. It is a transcript of the gene RIOX1, whose product is annotated as ribosomal oxygenase 1. Gene Ontology annotation, molecular function: histone H3K36 demethylase activity; histone H3K4 demethylase activity. The record is from RefSeq and is a predicted model, not a curated record. Gene Ontology annotation, cellular component: nucleolus. The transcript has a single exon. NCBI's taxonomy places the organism in Eukaryota, Metazoa, Chordata, Aves, Strigiformes, Tytonidae. The coding region runs from base 1 to 1851 and encodes 616 amino acids.